ACUAUUUUCAUUUCUGGUUGCAAUCUAUACAGACAUACUGUGAUAUUGGAAAAACACACACAAACCAGGAAAGCAUGAACUCAGGGGCCAGCUUUUAUCCUGUUAUUAUUGUUGCAUCUAACGCGGACAAAGUGAAAGAGGAUAUGCCAAUAACGUUUUACGAAGAACUGGAGAACUGCUUAUCCGAUGAACAAUCUUUGAAACACCUUAUAUCUCCAAACAGGUAUUUCAUUGUCGAAUGUCCACCAAAUGAAUUGUCACGAAAGCAACAGGACGCCAUUGAAUGCCUCAAAAAAUGUAUAGUAGAAACUGUAGAAAAGAUGCCACAGUGGGGGGAGGGUAUUCCCCUGAAAUGGGCAAAUCUUGAGAAAGUCUUGAUUGAGAUGAAGAAAAAUGGAAGAAAGGUUAUUUCAGUACAACAAAUAAAAGACUUAAAAAACGUGGAUUUACCUAGCGAUAAAGAUCUUGAUGAUGGCCUUCGGUUCCUACAUGAAAUAGGUCAAAUCGUUUAUUUUGCUGACGAGAAAAUGAAUGAAACGAUAAUUGUUAACGUACAGUGGUUUGUCGAUGCCUUCAAAUACAUCAUAACUGAUGAAAAACAUCUAGCUAGAAUUGCGAGCACGAAUAAACGGAUUAACACUGGAAGAAUAACUGAAUCUGAACUGAGGGAAAUAUGGGAAUAUACUAGCGAGAGCUCUUAUAUUCGCCAUAAAGAUGUUAUUUUACCAUACAUGGACAAACUGGGUUUAAUGACAGAAAUUCAGGAUGAUCCAAGCGGUGAAACCUAUUACAUUCCGAGCAUGAACAGAACUGAACUUACUGAUGACUGUAAAGCAGCAAUCAACAAAG
Saccostrea cuccullata (small rock oyster) is the source of this 849-nucleotide messenger RNA. RefSeq lists its product as uncharacterized. The record is from RefSeq and is a predicted model, not a curated record. The transcript has 2 exons. The annotation marks the transcript as partial. NCBI's taxonomy places the organism in Eukaryota, Metazoa, Mollusca, Bivalvia, Ostreida, Ostreidae.